GCUCCAUACCCACAAACCCUCCCCUCCCCUUUCACGAAUGCAAUGAAAGCGGCCACUCCGGUCAGGAAGCAGAUCGGGAUAGUUUUUGACCACAUACCCCAUCCCCUCCUGAUUCGCAACCCCAUGGACAGGCGGUAGCAAGUUAACAAACAGUUUACCAAACUGCUACGCUGCGUGGCAGAAACCGCUCCCAGCUGCAAAAGGGGAGGGUUGCGUUUUGCUGAUCAAGUGUUUUGAGCCAUGGGGCAGUAGUUCAACACAUCAGUACUACUGAAUGGAAGCUACUCCUUGUACUCCACAAUCUCAGCUACCACUGUAAAAGAAAUUGUCUCCAGCGCUCCUGGUUGCAAGAAACCCACAGCCACCAUCAAACGUGAGCUGAGGAUAUGUGAAGCAGUAAUUUGCGCCUCAGUCGGCGGCUCGGAGCGACCCGGUUCCUCGCCCUAGGGCUGUUGACUCUGCAACUGAAUGGCACAAUGUAAACGCCAGCGCUGUUAGCCGGUCAGUGCAGAUCGGAGCGCAGCACAGGGCCCUGGGGAGCUACUGUGAAGACAAGCGUCGUGAACGACUCACUCGUGGGAAGAGUGAGACCUUGUCCCCGCUUCCCUCUGCCCCAGACUCCGCUCCAGCGCGCGGUCCCUACCCGGGCGGAGUCCCUCUACGGCUGCAGGCUGGGCCGACGCUGCCGGCUCCGCUUAGCUGCGGCACGUCCCAAGCACCUGCACAAAGACGCAGUCGGGGACAUAAACGCUCCGCGCGCCCCAAAGCCGGGGAAAGCCCGGCCCGGGGGCUGGGCGGAGGCUCCAGCCGAGGCGGCACAGAGCGCUCAAGGGCAGGGGAGCCAAAGGCGGCGCGGCGGGCUGGGGGUGCGAAAGAGGGGAUUCGGAGACAUUUGCCAAGCACGUGGGCGGGCUGUCGGGGAUCUCCCUGAUGUCGGAGGCCCCCCUCUCUAUGGCUACUCCCAGUGGCUUGUCUGGCCCGCGGUUCCGGUUGCCUCACUAGCCUGGGAGGACCAAAUACUCGCGCAGGCCCUGUAGCGGGAGACGAAGCGAGCUGAUCGCCUCAGAGUCGAGAAGCGGCGACCGCAUACGAGAGCACAGCCCCGCCUGGAACAGCCUCACCUGCGGUGCCGCCGGCGACUUCAUUCCACCCCGGAGCUCAUUUACAUGGACACAGGCGGAGUGCCCCCUCAGCACCUAAUUGGUUCCCAGGUGUGUAGGCACUACGCCCCCCUGUGGACACGCCCCCACAGGGUCAAAGUUACUGAUCCCAUGGCAACUGAUGUUUCUAAUAGUCCAAGUCUGUGACUUUGCCCAGACGUCAUUCAGUUCUGGCAAGUGGAAUGAACUUAGGAUGUCAGCCAAGACUUUUUGGGGGAUUCUUGCUCUGCUCCGAAUUUUCUGGUGUCUUCUUCCUCAGACAGGUUACCUUCAUCCUGAUGAAUUCUUCCAAUCACCUGAGGUCAUGGCAGGAGAUAUUUUAGACCUACAAGUCUAUUAUCCCUGGGAAUUCCUUUCCAGUUCUCCUUGUAGAACAGUUGUGUUCCCAUUAAUUACAUCUGGCAUUACCUACUGGAUGAUCAAGUCUUUGCAACGGCUGGGCAUGUGGUCAAAUGGCAUCAACAGCUACACCCUUCUUGUGUCACCUCGCCUUCUCCUCACCACCUUUUCUUUCAUACUUGACUAUAGCGUGUAUCGGCUAGCUCCUUUCUGGGGUGCAGAUCGGUGGAACGCCCUGGUUCUGCUUGCUGGGUCCUAUGUCACACUAGUAUUUUACACGAGAACAUUUACUAACACACUUGAAGGACUUCUGUUUGCCCUGCUGAUGGUACUAGUAUCUCCAAAAGCAGUUGGUUAUGGAACAGACAUCAGCCAGGCGAAACCUACCAGUAGCAGUCUCAUAGGGAUUAUAACAGUUGCUGGGUUUUUCAACAGGCCAACUUUUCUGGCAUUUGCUUUAAUGCCACUGCUUUACUGGGCAGUUUUAAAUGCCACUUCUCAGCACAGCAUUAAAACUAUUGCAAACCACCUCUUGAAGCUUGUUUCAAGCACAGCUUUCACUGCCAUCAUCUUCACAGCAGCUGACACAUUAUAUUUUACCUCCAUUGGAUCAGAGAUUAGCCUAUACAGCAUUAAAAAGAAUGGCCUGUUAAGCACCAUAGCUCAAAUAAAUCAGAAUGUAAUAGUGACCCCUUUUAAUUUUCUCCGCUAUAAUCUUAAUCCCCAUAAUCUUGCACAGCAUGGGAUUCACCCAAGAUUAACUCAUUUUGCAGUCAAUGGGAUAAUGCUCUUUGGGAUCCUGCACAUUCUGGCUAUCAGUGUUGGUUUGAAAAUGCUGAAAAUAAACAUCCAUCAAUUAUCAUGGAUCAGACUACAUAAUCAUAGGCCACCUACAAUGUUGGUGCUUGCCAAGGGCAAUCCAACAUUAUUAUUAUUCUAUUUUGUUCCUUUGGCAUUCCUUUCCCUGUUCAACCACCAAGAACCUCGAUUCCUCAUUCCUCUUAUUUUACCACUAGUCCUAUUGAUCACACCGCAGAAUAGAACCCUGAAGUGGAAACCCAUCAUUAUUAUUUUCAAUGUUCUUGGUGCCCUUUUGUUUGGGUGCUUACACCAGGGAGGGCUGAUCCCAUGCCUGUCUCAUUUAGAACAGCUCAUACAUUCUACAGAGUCCCUGAACCAUCCAGCACACUAUACUCUACUCUUUGCUCACACCUAUAUGCCUCCCAGGUUUCUGCUCAGUAUCAAUAAGAGAGACCCACUAGUAGAAAUAAUUGAUAUGGCUGGAACUGAACAAAACACCCUCUGCCAAACUCUGGGACAAUUAGCAAACAACAUUGCCUGUGGGACUAGAGAGACUGAUAAAGAAAGAACUUGUCAUUUUUUUGUUAUAACCCCCGGUACAGUCAGAACAACAAUACAAAAAUGUGGGGUUCUGUUCAAGAAUGAGACAUUAAUAUUUCCACACUUGACAAUGGAAGAUCCACCACAAAUAUCCUUUCUAUUCAGUGAAAAAUGGAGAAGUCAGUUAGGACUAUACAUCCUUCAGAUAGACAGAAAUGAACAGAGCAUUUAGUUAUUAGAGGAUUUAUGUUUCACUUUUUAAUUUUAUUUAGUUCUGGUGAAAGUUGCUCGAUCAACAGUCCUGGAGAUUGAUGUUCUCUCCCUUUAUUCACAGACACAAGUACAGCACAAGCAGUGGGAGUGCAAACUUCCCCAUAUUGUCCCCCCACUAUUACCCUCAGCAGUGUUCCUCAGCCCUAUUCUGGAUGGAUGCUAUCUAAGUGUGAGGUCGUUCGAUCUCCAGCAUUGUUUUUACACCAGGAUAAUUUUCCUGCUGGGAGAGGACAAAAUCAGAGAAAAAAGGCUGAAGUUCUUUCUCUCCACAAAACUUUCCAGAUGGUUUUGGGUCAGCUCUUCUUGUGUCAAGUAUAUUGUUUUUUUUUUUUUUUUUCUUUUAUUAUAUCUCUUUAGAUUAUACUUCUUAUUUAUAUGCAUUAAUGCUGCAGUAAAGCAUUCAGGGCCUCCUCCCAGUAGUUACAGUAGGCUCCAGUCAUGAUAUAGAAUUCAUUUUUAUGAGCACCUCUGUUACAGGAUGGUGCAUGAUCAGAUAUAUCCUCUCAAGGGAUUGUAUCAUGUCCUUGAAAAGGGAGUGGGAUUAGUUUCAUUGUCUAGUAACGUCUAAUGUUUUAUCACUAGCAAGUCAGAUCCUAGGAAUGGAAGCCCCAGGUUCAAUCCCCAAACCAGCCACUGCUUAGUCUUACUGUUCAUUUAUCUUUUCCUGCUACAAGGCCAUUUAUUUGUGGAAACAGUAUAUUUUAAAUUGCCUUUCUAUUAGGAGUGGAUCUGAACCUGAACCCAUAGAUCCCUGAACUACAGCGAGGGGAAUUGCAGAAGUUGAACCAAGAUCUGGACAUAAAUUUCACAGGUGACCUCCUUUGGAUAUAGGAGUUUGGUUCUGGCCAUUAUGGACAAACACUUCCAGACUUUGGGGAAAUAUUAAUCCUGAUCCAAACCUUAUAGGUCAAGCCUGUCUCUUUCAGAUGAACCUGCCAAUGAUAAAUGGGACUUGUUCAAAUGCCAGUCAUACUACACGAAGGGCUUGGUACAUACAGUUUCAGAUUUUAAAUGCCAAUUUUACAAGCAGACCAAAUAAUGGACUAUGAAGAUAGUUUAUGGGGCCAAGUUAUAAAAGGAAAUCAAGACCAAGUCCCAAUAUGAAGAAUUUAUCAUUGUUUGCCAAAUUUCACAGAAAUUCACAGAAGAUGAUGUCCAUGCUUGGCAUUCUGAUCAAUGUAAAUAGUUUUUGGUCUCUGCAAAGCACUUUAUACUGGGGGGGAAGCUGUUUUUCCUAAUUGUGGAAAUGCAUGUAGGUUAUGUGUAUUUGUUUGCUUUGCUGUUUUAUGUAACAUUAGAAGAAGUUAUGAAAACACCUUGAUACUGUACCAAAUGUAUUUUUCAGGUUAAUUCUAUUGUUUUCUAUGCUGCUACACAUUUCUGGAAAAAAUCCUGUUCCAUGUGUUUUGUGUUAUAGUUGGUGGGGUGUUGUAUUGACUUUUCAGAACCAUGUUUAAUAUUUCAGACCUUCCUUGGUGUUCAUAGCAGAAUUCAGUGAAGGCUCUUAGUAAAGAACUGUACUUCUUUUCUGUAUCUUGGAAUGUAUAUAACCUCCAUCACCAUAGUAUCUGAAAGUCUUAUAGCUCUCAUUUGAUGUAGUGAACUAUUAUUCUCCAUGGUACACUGAGAUCGUGUGGCUUUUCUAUGGUCACAGAGGCAGCCUAUGGUGGAUCCAAGAACAGAACCUGGCUCUCCUGAGUGCCAAUCCAUCUCCUUAAUCUCAAACCCAUCUUUCCUCUCUUACCAGGUAGAUCUUUGCUGUUUAUACGUGGGCCCGUAUACCUUGCAUAUCUAAAAUGCUUACUGACAUCAAGUGGACUUUUUAGGUGUGCAAAGGAUGCAGGACGUGCCUCUAUGUGUGUCAGAUUUAAUCUUAUUUCAAUAGCGCUCUUCAUCCUCAAGCAUACAAAAUGUUAUACAAAUUAAGUAUACACACAUGAAAUUCAGCUACUACUGUAAUGGACCAUGAUUACUCUUCAGCACAUAGCAACAUUACACAAGUUAAAAGUAGGCAGUGAGAAAUACCAUCUCCAACUGAAACUGCAUGGGGGGAAAUGAGGUUAAUAGACCUCUGUAUUAUGAUGUAUUGCCCAUUAAGAUAGUAACAUACCGUUUUAGAUAAUUCUUUCAAAUAGCACAUUCUGAGGGCUAUUUUAAUACUGAAGUUUCUUUCUGCCCCCACCACAGCCAGGGACUUGCUCUGGGCAAGUUAUUUAAUCUUUCUGUGACUCAUUUUACCUAUCAGUAAAGUGGGGUUAAUACUUACCCCACCCAACAGUGUAAAGUUCUUUGAGAUCUUCAGAUGAAAGGGGCACUAUAAAUGUAAAGUAUUACUACUCUAUAUAAGAUGCCUGCUGUGACAGAUAUGGCAAUUUACUGCAAUAUCUUUAGAAGAUCUUACUGUAUUAAGUAUAUGUAACAUUGUGGGCCAGACACUGUAUGUAAUUCCAUGGGGGUGGGCGAACACAGCUUCUCCAGGAACUAAGAACAGUGUGGGUGAUUUGGAAAAUUUACUCAGGUUGUAACAUCUCCAGCGUUACCACCACUUGGAGAGGCUCACAUAUAUUGAUUCAAACUGGAUUCUCUAGAGACCAACAGACAAAGUGUAGACUUUUAGAUAAAUAGCCUGAAUUUAAACUGACUUGGGGCCUUCUUUCUGAUCCAGCAAACUGAUUGUGGGGAAAGAACAAUUGCAUUCUGCCAAUAAAUUGCAUAUCUUAUUUUACUCUUUCAUGCAUAUUGUGGGGAUAAUAAAAGAAUUAAAGUUAGCUUAAGUCUGGUUAAGAAAAUAAUAUACACCUCUACCCCGAUAUAACGUGACCCGAUAUAACACAAAUUCAGAUAUAACGCAGUAAAGCAGUGCUCCGAGGGGUGGGGCUGGGUGCUCCAGCAGAUCAAAGCAAGUUCGAUAUAAUGCGGUUUCACCUAUAACGCAAUAAGAUUUUAUGGCUCCCGAGGACAGUGUUAUAUCGGGGUAGAGGCCAUGAGAAUAAGUAGUAUUACUUAUUGCUUGUAGUGUGGGAAGGAUGUUUGGUUCCAAAAGUAACCAAUACAAUAAAGAGCUACAGUAACAAACAAAAACUGUCUUAAAAGAAACAAGCAUGAACCUUCCAACCGUUCUGCUGCUAAGCAAGGAGUGGGGAGGAGAUAAGAAGGGAAGGUCUUGGAGGAAGGAAAAUAGCAAGGAUAAACUGCUUCGAAUGGGAUUUUUGCUCAAGAUAGCAAAUUAGCUGAAGGAUAUAAAGAGAGCCAUGAAUCUGAAGGUUGUUUGGGAGACCCUGCCUGAUCAUGCUGGAGUACAUGGAUUAGAUGUUUUUUACUUAGGUCUGGUGUGUCUCUAAGUAUACUGAUCAACUGCUUACAACUACUUUGUUACUGUACUGGGUGUAGUGACUGCUUAUUUUUAGGUUGUUAGGCAUGUUUAGAGCAAUUGUAUAAAAUGCCAUUUGGCCUUUGGACUUAAUAAAGGAAUUAUAGUUAAAUUAA
Malaclemys terrapin pileata is the source of this 6599-nucleotide messenger RNA. It is a transcript of the gene PIGZ, whose product is annotated as phosphatidylinositol glycan anchor biosynthesis class Z. NCBI's taxonomy places the organism in Eukaryota, Metazoa, Chordata, Testudines, Emydidae. Gene Ontology annotation, molecular function: alpha-1,2-mannosyltransferase activity. Gene Ontology annotation, cellular component: endoplasmic reticulum membrane. The transcript is spliced from 3 exons. Gene Ontology annotation, biological process: GPI anchor biosynthetic process. The record is from RefSeq and is a predicted model, not a curated record. Bases 1282 to 3072 code for a protein of 596 amino acids.